Molecule: messenger RNA, 836 nt
Organism: Aspergillus wentii DTO 134E9
Lineage: Eukaryota; Fungi; Ascomycota; Eurotiomycetes; Eurotiales; Aspergillaceae
Product: DUF3425 domain-containing protein
Exons: 2
Coding region: 213-836 (207 amino acids)
Source: RefSeq, a predicted model, not a curated record
CUUUACAGUCAUUCUCGGAACCUAUCAGAGCCUGGCCAGAUGAGGAUUGGUCUGGGAUUUCAGAUCCUCAAGUGCGGCGGAGGCUGCAGAAUCGUCUAAAUCAGCGAGCGCGGCGGUUGCGGGGAAAUCAGACGAGAUCUACCAAGGCGUUGUCCAUCACAGGGCUCAAUUCCACAGAACCCACACCACAUCCUGGCGCUGGCAAUAGUACGAUGCUUAUGCUCCGGCAAAUCGAACACAUCCACAUCCUGCACGCCGACUUAGCGGAGACCAGGACCAUGAUGCACAAUCUAGAAGCAAUAGCGCGUGACCAGUACCUUGUCGGCUCCCCGCGUACCGACUUGCUACUCCAUCUAGUCCAGUUUAAUUUCACCAAGGCUCUGAUGGAGAAUACAAGAGUGCUAGGCCUGACAUCGGCGGAGCUGCACGAUGAUGCCAUUUCACCGUUCAACACCGCCGGCCCGUGGCAGUAUGACCGUCACGCGCUUCUCCCUCCUGGGCUACAGCCCACUAUAGUCCAGCGCACUGUACCUCAUCAUCCAUGGCUAGAUCUGCUUCCAAUUUCGCAGAUGAGAGAUAACCUCAUCUUUGCUGGAGAGUCGUAUGAUGAGACUCAGUUGUGUCUCGACCUGAAAGGGCAAGGAAGCGUGAAUGCUGAAUAUUCGGGCAUCAUUGUUUGGAGCGACCCGUGGGAUCCGAACGGGUGGGAGGUUACGGAGGGUUUUGCUCGCUCUUGGGGAUGGGUUAUACAGGGCUGUUGGGGUCUCUUCCGGUCUACGAAUGCUUGGAGAGCACAGCGGGGUGAGAAGCCUUUAUUUCCGUCAUCUGCCAACUGA